Amyelois transitella is the source of this 585-nucleotide messenger RNA. RefSeq lists its product as uncharacterized. The transcript has a single exon. The record is from RefSeq and is a predicted model, not a curated record. Bases 1 to 585 code for a protein of 194 amino acids. Lineage: Eukaryota; Metazoa; Arthropoda; Insecta; Lepidoptera; Pyralidae.
AUGGCUAUUAGGUUAAAUUUGCUGGAAGAAGAACGUAAACACGAUCGUGAUUAUAUAAAAAUACUGGAGGCGAGGGUUGAGAACUUAGAGCGGCAAUUAAAAUACUCUUCUAUUGAACUACGCAACGUACCAGCCCAGAAGAACGAAACUAAAGAAGAUUUGGUGAAACUUGUGAAAGCCACUGGAUCGGCGCUGUCCCUUCCAGUUCGGGACUCAGAUAUCAAAGACAUAUAUAGAGUGCACGGCAAGACUGAGGGUAGACGACCAAUAGUAGCUGAACUGAAUAGCAUUGUGCUGAAAGAUAGCCUAAUUCGUGCUGUCAAAACUUACAAUAAGAGUAAUCCGGGAAGUAAGUUCUCUACCACAAAUUUGAAAAUAAACGGACCGUCUGCACCAGUGUACCUGUCUGAAAUUCUGCCCCCCAAAACAAAGAAAUUAUUUUAUUUGGCCAGGAACGCAGCUACUGCUGGCGGAUACAAAUUCUGCUGGACCUAUAACGGCAGGGUCUACCUUCGCAAAUCUGAAGGAACACCGCAGAUACGUAUAGCCUGUGAAGACGACCUUAAUACUUUAAGUACCCAGUAA